AUGUUGUUUGGAACGUUGAAUGAAGAUAGUCCAAUGUUAACUUUACAUAAAAUUGAAAUUCAAUCUGCUUCGGAAGAUGAAAUGAAUAUUAUGAUUGUUGGAUUGAAAUCAAAUGUGAAAUUAUUCAGAAAAAAAGUGAAAUUGUUUAUGCAAAGAUCAACAUUAGUUCAACUUGAUUGGAAUAAUAUCGAUUUAGUUACAUUCGAAUCGAUUAAUGAUGAUGAACAGAAAAGAUUUCAUUUUAUUCUUAUUUCCAUUGAAAUUACAUAA
This is a messenger RNA of Adineta ricciae, 270 nucleotides long. The record is from the annotation of a GenBank genome assembly. NCBI's taxonomy places the organism in Eukaryota, Metazoa, Rotifera, Eurotatoria, Adinetida, Adinetidae.